Messenger RNA from Caenorhabditis briggsae, 624 nucleotides. Bases 1 to 624 code for a protein of 207 amino acids. Lineage: Eukaryota; Metazoa; Nematoda; Chromadorea; Rhabditida; Rhabditidae. The transcript has 4 exons. The record is from RefSeq and is a predicted model, not a curated record.
AUGACCCGUGCUCUCGAAUUCUUCGAGCAACCAGAAUACAACUUGGUUUGUAUGGCUUGCAACAAUCAGCAAGAAUUGGAGGCUGAUGAUUUAUUGACUCACAUCCGGAACUGUGAUGGUGCUGGCUCAUCAGAUGAGGAGAUAAAAAUUAUGAAGGAGGCCAUGAAGUUUCUGGUACACUGGAAAAGUGACUACCGGAACGUCCUCCGAGUUCAUCGAGAAAUCGACAAUGGACAUAAUCUUUUCACUUGCUCCGCUACUUGCCCGAGUCAGAAGGACCCAAAUAGUCCCUGCACUUGUCCAGUACCCCCAAGAGAGGAAAUGUAUAAGAAAUUUAUACAGCCCCAUGUCUACCACCUUACUCUGAAUUUCGACUUCUAUCAAACGAAAUUGCAAGAACUGGAAAGGCAUCGAAUCGAGACGGAGUAUUCCGAUAAGCUAAAUGGAGCUCAAAACCAGAACCAGAGGAAAAAUUUGGAUCGAGAGAAGAGAACCGAAUUGUUUGAGGUCAAAAAGAAAACUAUGGCGGUUAUAAGGGAAAUGAGCAAUGGAAUUCAAGUGAUUCAAAGAACACAUUUGGAGACUCAUCAGGAGUAUGAUGAGCAAAUCCAGAGGCUUGGGUGA